AUGAUCUCCCGAGUCCUUUACUUCGCCUUGGCCUUCUUGGCGCUCGCUUGUUCGGCGAGUGCCUUUGUUCCAGCCAAGCCCCAGGUUGUCGCCUUUCAAGCAAGGGCCACAGCGACUUUUGCCAAGAAACCCCAAGAAGACCUUUCGUUUAUCGAGUCCCGAGAUAUGACCCGUGAGGAAAUGCAGGCACUGAACAAGAAGAACGAAGAUAUCAUGAACAUGGAACUCCAAAUGAUGACUAUCUUCAGUUUGGUCAUCUCGCUGCCCAUUUUGUACCUCUGCUGGGUUGCCUUCUUCUCCGAGUAA
Messenger RNA from Seminavis robusta, 306 nucleotides. The record is from the annotation of a GenBank genome assembly. Lineage: Eukaryota; Bacillariophyta; Bacillariophyceae; Naviculales; Naviculaceae.